AUGGCCCAGCUGUCUAAGACUGUACCCGUUACUCAGGCUGACGGUUUCCGUAUCACCGACUUGGCGGCGUUCAAACCCAAGGACCAGCAAUGCCUCCUUACCGAAGUCAAACGCAUUGAAAAAACGACCUUUCCAUCAAGCGAGGCUUUUGAUUUUGACACUGAGCUCAAAAAACGUAAUACCAAGGUGACCCUAGCUGUGGUAGAGGGUAGUGAGUCGACCGAAGUGGUGGGUUAUCUCGUUUUUCUUCGGAUGAAGCGCAUCGUUUUGCUUCACAAGAUUUGUGUUUCUGCAGCAUACCGGCAGAGAGGGAUCGCCAAAGCAAUGGUACUAUUGCUUAGAUCACGUCAAGAGAAAGAUGGGGCAGAUUGUAUUCAGCUAUGGAGGAUGUGGAGCGCCGCUGUCUUGCUUCUGGCGGUAGUAGUGACCGCAGUGCCUCAGGUCAAUUACCCCUUCAAUUCGCAAGUUCCGCCCGUGGCGCAUGUGGGAGAAUCAUUCAGAUUUCAGUUCGCUCUGACCACAUUUGAACCUCAAUCAGAGAAUCUGCAAUAUUCUCUGACGGACAGUCCCUCUUGGCUUUCUUUGGACGGCGCGACCAGAACUCUGUGGGGAUCCCCAGGACCCAACGAUGCAGGGUCUAAGACUUUUACUAUCACUGCUGCCGGCGCCGCGGGUGCGGUCGCUACCAUGCAGGCAACAAUGAUGACCACGGCAUCGGGCGGCCCUGCUGCCAGUGUGAAUGUGUCCGACGUUCUUGUAAAGACUGGAAGUUUGUCAGGACCGUCUACUCUAGCGCUCUUGGCCGCUAAGCCACUCGACUUCAAGUUUCCACUAAGCACCUUUACGGAUGCCGGGAAACCUCUGUCAUACUACGCAACUUUGUCUGAUCAUACGCCCCUACCAUCGUGGAUCGCCUUUGAUGGAGGCUCUCUUCAUUUCUCUGGCACAACCCCUCAACUAUCGACGUCACCACAGACCUUCGAUAUUGUUCUCAUAGCGUCAGAUAUCCCGAAGUAUGCUGAAGCUUGGGUAACGUUUUCGCUCGUCGUCAGCAACCAUGAGUUUCUCUUCAGCCCCUUAAAGCAGACAGUAUCAUCGCCGAAAGGCGAUGCGAUUAGCUUUACCGCACUUCGCAGCCAUCUGAGUCUGGACGGGAACCAGAUUUCGGAUGGAGAUAUCCAGAGUGUGACGGCUGACGCGCCAUCAUGGCUUUCGUUCGACCCGCGCACGUUCGCUUUGACGGGCACACCUCCAACUGGGCUAAUGUCGCAAGAAGUCACCGUUGUUGCUAAAGACACUUAUGGCGACACUGCCAAUACGACAGUUCAUUUCUCGUUCGUGUCACCGUUGUUCAGUGGAGAGAUUGGACAAGUAAACGCUACUGUGGGAAAGGACUUUAACUAUACAUUGGACCGCUCCAUUAUCGGCCAAGACGAUGAGACAACUUCUGUCGAAGUUGGAAACGCAGCGAAGUGGUUCAGCUACGAUUCUGCAACUCUGACUAUCCAUGGGCAAAUUCCAACAGAUACUGCUCCACAAGAUAUCCAAGCUACAUUGACAGCGAAGAGCAAGGACGGAUCUAGCCACGACUCUCAGACCUUCAACAUACAUAUCUCUGCCUUCGACGCCAAAGAUCCGACAGCUGGAACGCCUAGUUCAUCGAAUGAAAAUCCAGUCAACUCCAACGCCGCUUCCGGAAAUGACAAGGCAGCAACCGAGCACUUUUCGAAGAGAACUGCUAUUACCAUUGGAGCUGUUAUUGGCGGGGUGGUACUGCUGACUGCAAUCUUGGCAUUGGCCAUUCUUCUCUGCAGACAUCGGCGACAGAGGAAGCCCAAAACCUCACCGCGACCGGAGAUAUCGAGGCCUAUUACGCAUUCCGAUGAAUGGGAAGAUAUCGAAGAUGUUGCUUCUAGCCCUCCGCGAGACCUUGAGAAAGGAGAGGUCCGGGAAAGUCGGGAGCGGACACCCGAGCACCCUCCACAGCUCGCCUUAAACCUACCCGUUGCAUCUCCGAAACAUAAGAAGAACAUAUCAACUGGAUGUAGCUCUCUUGGAGAUGGCGAAGCAAAGAUCCUUGAGGACUUUGACCGCUCAUCUUGGGGCUACAAGGAAGAAAUGGGACCGUCGCACAACCCAUACGACUCGAUGAAAAUACCUACAGAGAUAGCACGUAUAUCUCGAGGCAUGUCCAUGUCACAGAGCUCUGGUACACCCACUAAGCGACGACGCCAAACAACGCCCGUGUAUCGUAACUCCUAUCGAAGUAGCGGAAGGCCAGUAAACCGUCGUCUUACUGGCCUCGGAUACGGUCGCAGCCCUUACUCUCCAUCCCGAAGCAUGAGCAGCUGGUCAACCCCUCGACGUCCACGCGACCACACGAGCUUCGGCUCUUAUAGUACACGGUCAACUAGCGUCCUCUCAACGACACCGUCUGCCUUCCCUCAACCUCCUCCUGCACGUCACACAGCCCAAUACAUGACGGCUACGGACAAGCGUCGUAGUAUACGCGUUGUAUCCACAUUCAGCGACAACGUCCCAGAUCGUAGAACUCUAGAUGAAAGACGCCAAAGCUACAUCAAGAAGCGCGCUUCAAAUCUGUCGCCGUUCUUUGCUGCUGGCUCUCGAGCAUCGUCCUCCAGCUACAAGCCUCCAGUGAUUCCAUCUGAUCCGGCACCUUCCAGCUUAGUGGACGCGGCCGCGUCAACAUCGGCUGCCAUCGUCCGGCCAUCAGAGCCUAUAUACCAGAGAGACAGGAAGGAGUUCACCGGCAGUCUGCGUACCCAAUCCGCGUCAACAUCACUGGCUUACGGGUCCACAAGGGAUGAAUUUCCCGGAAGUCUACGUAAGCAACCGACCCAUAGAUCCUUCGCACCCACCUAUUCCAGCGCAUCCUCGGCUGGCCACGUCCAGAAACGAGAGCGUCCCAAUUCAUGGCGGCGUGGCAUAUCUGAAGGCUACCCACGCCCAGCCAGUCGGUCCAACACAGGAGAAAGUGUUCGCAGCCACAGCAUAAAUUACAGUCUUGGGACUCUCCGCAGUAGCAAGAUCUUCGAGGAUGCCGAAAUGAGCGAGAGCGUCUACUCCGUCGAUUUUGAAGCAGACGACGAUAAACUCGGCGAGAAAGAGACCCAAUUCGUACUCCCACCGCUGAGGAUCAACCACACUCGCAGAAGCAACCGAGAAAGCAGGACCUCAAAGCGCACUAGCAAAGCGCUGACACUGGAACCCGAGCACGGCGGCAAGGAGAACAGAUACUCAGGUCCCGGCCCCACGUCCACCUCCAACGCCCCUCGCCGAAGCCAUGACAAAGGCAAAGCCAGAGCCCGUGAAACCCUCGCUGCAUCCCCUAGCACCUCCAAACGCACCACCCAGAUCCGCCACCGCCGCUCUCCCUCCCACGGCGCCCACUCCACCACCUCCCAACCCUCCUCCUCCUUCUCCGCCGCGCGCCACUCCCGCAAACCCUCCUCCAGCACCACCAAAUCCCACAACCGCGACCCCUCCCGCACCCAGUCCUCCGCAUACCCCUACUUCGAAGCGCCCCCCAUCCCGCUGCCCCUCAACCCCCGGCACUCCACGUCCCGUCCCCGCUCCUCGAAACGCCUCACCCACCAGCACCGCACCGCCUCCUCCCUGCUCUCGCGCUCCCAGAGCGGGAAUAUAACGGACUACGCGCUGCAAGAGUCCCCGGCGCUCGCGGUUCUGGAUCCGCGGCACAGUGUCGCGGUGUCUGUCGCGCAUGCGCAGCGGAGUAGCGCGAGGGAGCUGCUGGGUGGGGAUAGUCCGACGGUGGGGUUUGGGGAGAUGGGGGCGUUGGGGUUGGGGUUGAGGGUGGGAGGGGAGAGGAGGCCGUUGGGGAAGAUUGGGGCGGAGAACGGGGCUGGGGAUGGCGGUCAAGGGGAGAGGCUGAGGGUGGUCGAGGGUAAGGGGCGGAGGCCUGUGAGUGUGGAGGUUAGGGAGGAGAGGGGACGGAGGGGAUGGGGGAGCUUGAGGGCGGUUAUGAGGGGGGGUGGGAGUGAGGCGUUUUUGUAG
This is a messenger RNA of Mytilinidion resinicola, 4035 nucleotides long. RefSeq lists its product as uncharacterized. Gene Ontology annotation, cellular component: membrane. Bases 1 to 4035 code for a protein of 1344 amino acids. The record is from RefSeq and is a predicted model, not a curated record. Gene Ontology annotation, molecular function: acyltransferase activity, transferring groups other than amino-acyl groups; calcium ion binding. Lineage: Eukaryota; Fungi; Ascomycota; Dothideomycetes; Mytilinidiales; Mytilinidiaceae. The transcript is spliced from 2 exons.